GCAGCGACCCCGGGCGGCGGCGGGGGGCCCCGGGCCCCGGGCCGCGGGGAAAGGGCGCAUUUGCUCGGCGGAAGAAACACAGAUGGCGGCGGCGCGGCGCCAUUCCGGGCCGGGAGCAGGCAGCCAGCAGCCCUGUCCUCACCGCGGUCCGCCCGGCGCCGCUAAAUACCCGGAUGCGCCCGCCCGAGCGCCAGACGCGGCGCCGGGCAGCGGGAGGCGGAGCAGCGCGCCGCGCGCCGGGACCCAGCGAGCCCCGCGUCGCCCUCGCACCCGCGCCGGGGCCCCGGGCAUCCAGGCAUCCAGGCGUCCAGCUCGGCGCGGGCCUCCGGGGGGCUUGCCCGAGCCGCCAGCCCGCCCCGGGCGCGCGAUCCCGCUCGGACCCCCGGCCCAGGGGCCGGUCCCGGUCCUCCCCACCGCCUCCCCAGCCCUCGGCCAGGCAGGCGCGUCUCCCCGCGCGCGCGCGCGCGUCUCCCCGCUGGCAGCAUGACCGAGAACUCCACGGCCACCCCGGCCGCCAAGCCCAAGCGGGCCAAGGCCGCCAGGAAGUCCACCGACCACCCCAAGUACUCGGACAUGAUCGUGGCCGCCAUCCAGGCCGAGAAGAACCGCGCCGGCUCCUCGCGCCAGUCCAUCCAGAAGUACGUCAAGAGCCACUACAAGGUGGGCGAGAACGCCGACUCGCAGAUCAAGCUGUCCAUCAAGCGCCUGGUCACCACGGGCAUCCUCAAGCAGACCAAGGGGGUCGGGGCCUCGGGCUCCUUCCGCCUGGCCAAGGGCGACGAGCCCAAGCGCUCCGUGGCCUUCAAGAAGACCAAGAAGGAGGGCAAGAAGGCGCCCACCCCCAAGAAGGCGGCCGCCAAGCCCAAGAAGGCGGCCGCCAAGACCCCCGGCAAGAAGCCCAAGGCGACCCCCGUGAAGAAGGCCAAGAAGAAGCCGGCCGCCACGCCCAAGAAAGCCAAAAAGCCCAAGACUGUCAAAGCCAAGCCCGUGCGGGCAUCCAAGCCCAAGAAGGCCAAGUCGGGGAAGCCCAAAGCCAAGUCCAGCGCCAAGCGGGCCAGCAAGAAGAAGUGACAGCGACGUGUCCCCCGCGCGCGUGGACCCUGCUGCCCGCCUCCUAGUUUUCUGUAAAUACUUUCUCCUCCUUUCUUCUCGCUCCCCCCCGCCCGUCUCCCCGCCCCUCGCCCCUUUUCUCUCGUCUGACUUGGGAGGAGAACGGGGGGUUCCCAGGACCCCGCUUCCAGCCGGCGUGCAAGAAUUCUCAGCCCCGUCCUGAUGGGAACUGCUUGGGGUUCAUUUGUUAUUACUCUA
Molecule: messenger RNA, 1308 nt
Organism: Sorex fumeus (smoky shrew)
Lineage: Eukaryota; Metazoa; Chordata; Mammalia; Eulipotyphla; Soricidae
Product: histone H1.0
Exons: 1
Coding region: 484-1071 (195 amino acids)
Biological process (GO): chromosome condensation; negative regulation of DNA recombination; nucleosome assembly
Cellular component (GO): nucleus; nucleosome
Molecular function (GO): nucleosomal DNA binding; structural constituent of chromatin; double-stranded DNA binding
Source: RefSeq, a predicted model, not a curated record